Messenger RNA from Wallemia ichthyophaga EXF-994, 570 nucleotides. Its product is annotated as Protein YOP1. Bases 1 to 570 code for a protein of 189 amino acids. The transcript is spliced from 5 exons. The record is from RefSeq and is a predicted model, not a curated record. Lineage: Eukaryota; Fungi; Basidiomycota; Wallemiomycetes; Wallemiales; Wallemiaceae.
AUGGCAUCAGCAGCAGACAUCCAAGCCAAGGCACAAUACUACGUCAACCAAGUCGAUAAGCAGCGCUUACCCACAAAUCUCAAAGGUGAAUAUUAUUCUCCCCCCACCAACACCCAGCUGACCCUUCCGCCGAUUGAAUCUCAAAUUGGCUUACCAAAAGCGUACGUCGCUCCAGGCUUAGCCUUUGUCGUCGCUGCUCUCGUCUUUUUCAACAUUGGCGCUGCUUUCAUCUCAAACCUCAUCGGUUUCGCUAUACCUGCUUACUACGCACUCUGCGCCAUCGAAUCUCCAGGACACGACGAUGACAUUCAAUGGCUCACUUAUUUCGUGGUCUUCUCCUUCUUUACCUUUGGUGAGAGCCUUGUUAACAUUGUCAAGUACUUCCCCUUCUACUACCUUUUCAAGAUCGGAUUCUCCGCUUGGCUCAUGCUCCCUCAAACUAAAGGCGCAAAGACUCUCUACUUGAAUGUCCUUCGCCCUGUUCUCUUCUCCAAGAACAAGUCUCAGCCAAGAGGUUCAUUUACUGCUCACGAUUUAAGAUCCAAGGCUGACGCUCAAGUAGAUAACUAA